Molecule: messenger RNA, 203 nt
Organism: Sphaeroforma arctica JP610
Lineage: Eukaryota; Ichthyosporea; Ichthyophonida
Exons: 1
Source: RefSeq, a predicted model, not a curated record
UUGGGCUCGAGAACGUCGAUGAUGACGAAGACGCGGAGAAGCGUAGCAACUCAUCGUCAGUGUUGAAGAAAAUGGCGUCACCAGUCACAGGUGCUAUGGAUGCAGUACACAGACUGAGCAUAGGCAAGAAACACAAGGACGAGAAGAAAGAGGUGUGUGGCUGUGGGCACUUGGUGGGCAGUGGAUGUGUGGUGUUGUAUUGA